GAUCGCCGGAAGUUACCGAGGACUUUGCCGGAACUUGCUUCCGGAUUGGAGCGCUCUUCGGGAGACCCGGAAACACCCGAAAUAGCCCGGAAAGAAUCGCCGGGCGAGGGUAGCACCCGCGCAACUCCCCCCUUUGCCCUCCCUCCCUCCCCUCAUUUGGGGUUCUGGAUACUGAGCGGAAGUGGCCGGAAACGCACGACUGCGAACGAAGCGCGGGCGGAGAUUCUCGAGCGAAGUCGAAGGCGGUGUCGGAGGUCGUCUCAGAGCGCCGAAGCCCCCUCCGGAAGUUUCCGAACGCCCCCGAAGCUCCGGGGAGGGCAGGCAGCGGCGCCACACAAGAUGGCGGACGGGGAGGAGGUUACUCUGGACGGGAGGCCGCUCCAGGCGUUGAGGGUCGCCGACCUGAAGGCGGCUCUGGAGCAGCGCGGCCUGGCGAAGAGCGGGCAGAAGAGCGCGUUGAUCAAGCGCCUCCGCGGGGUGAGAGAAAGGGCCCGGCGGAAGGGGGCCCUGGGGCCCGGGCCGCUCCGCGCAUGCGCAGACCCAGACAGGCAGUUUUUUGGCCUCAGCGACGGGGCUCGUGGCCCCGGGGUGCAGAUCGUUACUACGCAUGUGCGGGGCAGUAUCCCACUACUGCCACCAAGUGGCGGGGCGAGGUUGUGCGGGGCGCCACCGGUUGCACAAGUGGGGGGGGGGGGAGGACGGUGCCCACACCACCAAAAGGAGAGGGCCCCCCACUUCUGACAUCACUUUGGGGUCACCCAGCAGGAGGAGGGAGUGGAGGUUCUCCUUUAAAAAAAUAGGGGGGGUAGAUCUCGUGAAAGCUGUAUCUCUUGUUACUAAAUCAAAGCGCGAUUGGCAUCCAGUGUUGGAGGGAAAGUGGUAGGUUUUAUAACCCAUUAAAUUACAACCAUAUCCCUUUUCAGUUUCACCUUUCACCCUUGCAAAAUUAUUUUUUGAGGGCGGAUGUCCCCUUGGUUAAUUCUCUGUGUUUUAUACCUUCAUUGAGCUUCCCUGGCAAAUGUUACAGACGGUUAGGACGAGCCAGGUGAGCUUUGCAAGAGCUGAGCUGCUUGUGUUGGAGCUCUCCCAGUUGAAGACGCCUUGCAUUUUUAUUUUACGUAAAGUUUCUGCAAAAUGUUAAAAGUGUGCAGAGGGUUUUGCGAGUAUCUCCCUUGAGCAUGUUGAGAACUUUGCACAAGGUCGGCUCCAAGUCUUUCAACUUUAGAACUGUGCCCCGCUGAAAGCAGGCAUUUCUCUAUUCUGUCCAUGUACAACGGUGCAAAGGAGUCUUGUGUUUGGAAUGUAAUAUAAGUAAAUGGAAGCAGAAUCUGUGAAUGUAUCAGAAGUAUAGGGAGUCCAGAGUGAGGGAUUGGGAACCUGUGCAUUUUACCCUGUGUGGACUUUCUUUCUUGAUGCCAUGGGGCAGGGAGUGAGCAAUUGAAAAGGAAGACAAGUUGUGGUGCCCUGUCCUGGGCAAAAGUUCGUUAUGCUCUGAUUUUGGGGUCAAAUGGAUGUAUGGGAUAAAUGGAUAUUGCUUGUUCUUAUGUCAUGUUAUUGGAACUGUUCCCAGACUGUACGUGUGUGCAUGUGUGGUGUUAUCCUUUCCCCCCCUUCCUUGACUUAAAUACUGUGAUAGUAACACCUGCUGAGUUCAUGGCAGAGGUAAGAUUGGAACCCAGGGCUUUCCUGCUUCACUGUUGAAUCUCUUGGGUUACAGUAUCUCUCAGUCCUCUGGGUGUCAGCGCUUUUCUGGCUGCUUACAGUGUAGUACUAUGCCAGUUUUCCAAUUUGUGAAUAAUCCCUGCUGUGCUUGGUGCACCUUUGUGGCACGUAAAUUAAUCAAAGCCUUUGGCGUGUAGCUGCAAAUUUGGAUUAUAGAAGCAUACGAAGAACCUAGCUGCUGGAUCAGGGCACAGGCCCAUUUAGUUUUAACGUCCUGUUCUCGCUAGUCUGGUGUCCUGUUCUCCAGCAGAUGCCCAAGGGAAACCUGCAGGCAAGACCUGGACACAACAGCACUCUUCCUACUUGAGUCAUACCGCCUCUUGACAGUGGAGCUAGACCAUAGCCAUAUCCUUCAUUAUAAGGCAGUGUGAUGUAACACAUAGAAUUGUAGAGUUGGAAGGGACCACAAGAAUCAUAUAGUCUAACCCUUUUGCCCAACCUGGGGCUCAAACCCACAACGCGGAGAGUAAGAGACUCUUGCUCUCAAAUGGGCCCUCAAAUGCAGGUUUGAGUUGAAAGUGGGUGCAGUGUCCAGAAGGGUUGAAGACUAUUGGUGUAACAGGUUACUGUGUUGUACAGUGGUACCUCGGGUUACAUAUGCUUCAGGUUACAGACUCCACUAACCCAGAAAUAUUACCUCGGGUUAAGAACUUUGCUUCAGGAUGAGAACAGAAAUCGUGCUCCGACGGCGCAGCAGCAGCAGGAGGCCUCAUUAGCUAAAGUGGUGCUUCAGGUUAAGAACAGUUUCAGGUUAAGAACGGACCUCUGGAACGAAUUAAGUACUUAACCCGAGGUACCACUGUACUAGAACUGGGAGACUUGGGUUCUAAUUGCCAUGCACCUGUGAAGCACAUUCGGGGUCAGUAUCUCAGCCUCACCUACCUCACAGGGUUGUUGUGAGGUUAAAACAGGUGGCGUACGAGUUCCCUGAAGGAAGGGCAAGACAGGCAACAUGGGGCUGUGUGUGGUGAGUCAGUUACGUGUUACAUGAAUCCUAUUUGCACUUACUUCAUUGCACAUGCGUGAUUCUUUCUGCGUUAAUAGACUCUGUUUGGGCGGGAGUCAGAUCUUAAUUUGAGCUGCAACUUGUUAGGAUUCGGGGCUGAAAGUACCGAGAGAGCCCACCAUGGAACCUGCACUGUCCUCAUAAAGAGUCGCUCUUCCAUCAGUGGCUAUAACUCAGAGAGGCUGCCAGGUGGGCUUGAGCCCCAGUAACUCUCUUUGUAAAAAUUAGCCAUUGGUGGAAGCGCUGAAUUAGGCAAGGCUUGCGCUACAGAAUCAGUAACUUCUCUUGAGAAUUACUUGUGCUUAGAUACAAUGCCGUUGCAUUUUUUGAGUGUCAGUAUGUUUCUGGCUGGCACUGUAAAUUCCCCCAUCUGUGUAAAGAACUCGCUUCCUCCUGUAUUCUGCAUGUUUUCUGUUGAUUUGUUCUUCUGGCUGGAGUACUUUGGCCCCCAAGAGAUUUGGUCAAUUGACCAAAUGAAAGUAUCUUUAAAGAUAGUUUAAAUUGUGACCAACAGGUUGUAUGUGAAAUUCAAAACAUUAAUUAGAUGGCUGUCAUUUGUUGAAGAAUAUAUAUAUUUAUUAGAUGCACGUUUCCCUCAAGGAACUCAGUGUGGCAUUCAUGGUUAUCCUGCCAUUAUAUCUGCACAACAACCCUGUGAGGUAGGUUAAAUUGAGGGCAUUUAAUAGGCCCGGCAUCACCUAAUGAGCUUCAUGGCUGAGUGGGGAUUUCAGCCUAGAUCUCCCUGGCCCUAGUCAUGAGAUCAUACAAUAGUAGAGUUGGAAGGGAUCCUGAGGGUCAUCUAGUCCAACCCCCUGCCAAGUCUCCAAACUCUACUCACUAGGCAUUAGCUUUUGUUGCCGAUUACUUCUUGUGCCCCUGUUUGAAGAUGCCUGCAGUUAAUAGGAAGUGUUCACUAUAAGAAGCAUUGCUUUUUUGCAGUUGGGUUUUGCAGGCGUAACAUGACAGUGUACUGAAAUUUUAAAAAAGUAAACACCUUUACAUUGGUAUUCAGAGCCUCAUGGACUAUUUGACCAUGGUCAAAUAAUGAGCCAAGUAACAACUGACAAGUGCACCGAUCCUACUUCUUGCCACUGUUUUAGUCGGACUUGAUGUUCUGAAUUUCAGGCAAGAGUGGAAAUUUGUCCUUGUUUUCAUCACUGAAUGACAUGGAUACCUGAUUUCAACUUUCUUAUUAUAGUAGACCUCAUUCUGUGUGUGCAGUAGGGGUUGUCCUUGCUUCUGAUUAGGUAACUUUUUGGGGUGGGGGAAGAUGGCCCUUUUGCAUUUAGGUUGGCUGGGUUGGAGUGGAGCCUCUUCCCAGGUGGAAGAGGCUACACUCUGGCUUUAAAUCAAGUUUAGUUACCAUUAGAUCUAUCCUAGUCGCUCCAGAGAUUUUGGACUAAAACUCCCAUCUACCACGGUUAGCACUGUCCUGCUGGCCAAGGUGAAUGGGAGAUGGGGUCCAAAAAGUUGGAGGGCGCUGGGUUGGGGAAGACCACAUUAAUUGCUGUAGGAGACCAGGAUUUAUCUGAAAAGCACACAGAAUAUUAAAUGAGCCUCAACGUCAUGACUUUGGUUUUUCUUCUUUCAAAGUCAGUUAUUAUGACCUACCUGAAUGGAUUGUUGUGCAGUUAGAGGAUAAAAUUUUGUAUCGUCUUUUGCGAAUGAAGAAGUGUGUUGCAAAUUAUUAGCUGUUGCAGAAACUUCCGUGAUGCGUCUGGCAGGGUUCUCUGUGAUGAGAGAUGACUUGGGUGGUGUACACGUUUGGUGCUGUACGGAUGUGCUGUUUCAGUGAGAUGUUGACAAGUUAGUAGCUAAAUAUCUUACCGUGAAUCACAUGUGAGCUUCCUCUGAAGAUAACUGAUGAAGGUUGGAUGUGUAAAAAAGUCAACUGGAGUCUUAAGUUCCAGACUGGUGGCACGUGUGGUUUCGGACUUGGCAUAAUUGAACUGAAGAGUCCAUUUCUGAUCAAGCUGACAUCUGUGGAUUCAGCUGGAUUGUACUAAAGCCUAGUGAGAUUAAUUACAUUUCAGUAAGAGGCGCAAAAGAAGUGGUGCAAAAUUAUUAAGUAGUAAUGACUUCGGAUUCACCAUUGUGUGUUGGUGGAAAGGCAUGCAGUGAUUUGGAGGUGUCGUUUUGUUAGGACUUGGAGGACUGGGGCUUAUUGGGGGGUAUGAAGGAGAAGUUGUCCUUGGACAGGUCACAGGAGCUGGGAUAGGUAGGGUGGUUUGGAUUUCUUGAGUCAGGUUGCUGAGUGAGGGUUGGGGUGAGUUUAGGAAAUGCAGGGUUGGGUUAAAGGCUAAAUCCUCGCUAAGAAAGUGACAAAUGAAUGCUGGGUUUAACUCACGGAACUGAGAAUGGAUUGGAUGGUUAGUUAUUGGGUGUCUUGAGAAACUGGUGUAACUCGGGUUGUAUCCUUUAUGGCUUAGCAUAUGGAAGAUGGUUCUUGAUGGACUUUGGGAUAGGGUGUUUUUUUUUAAAAAAGAGAGAUGGUAAUUAGUAUGUUUGAGGCAUGGGCCAGCCUUGGGUGUCGUCAAAGUUCUGGGCAGUGUGAGAUUAUCUGACCUGAUAUCUCCCUUUUUUCAUUUCAGGCCCUGAUGCUUGAAAACCUCCAGAAGCACUCAACUCCUCACACCACCUUCCAACCCAAUUCCCAGGUGAGAGAUGCCUUGUGUGGUUGUGCUACAUUGAGCUGGCUGCAGGGAAGCAGCCCUUUCCCUUUCCCUCUCUGCAGUUGGCCUUGAAAGUCCCGUGAUAAUUGUCUGUGCCCAGUUCCAGUCCUGCCCCCACAGCUGCAGCGUGAACUUAGGGGCUCCUCAGCUUGACUUCCCUGGAGUUUGUGCCUUCCCGUUCUAACUUGCUAGAUCCACCACAACUGCCUAAGGUUGGGGUCAAAACUCUUGCCCUCCUUGUAAGGCCCAGUUUCUCUAUUGUGUCCUGUCAGAUUGGCGAGGAGAUGAGUCAAAACAGCUUCAUCAAACAGUACCUGGAAAAGCAGCAGGAGUUGCUGAGGCAACGUCUGGAACGGGAAGCUCGGGAAGCUGCGGAUUCAGAGAGUGAGUAUAAUGAGCCCCGUUCUCUCUCUCUCCUAAUUCUCCACCCCAGUAGACUUGGGAGGCAGACUGCCUUUCAGAACCAAAGAAUUAAGGCACAUUCUUGUAUUGCUGUUGUUGGCUUUUAAUUCUGUAACCAAAGAGCCGGAACGGAGCCCACACUUCUGCCUAACGGGAACUUUUAAGUCUAAUUGGUAGCUAGCAUAUCUUUUGCCUGCUGCGGAUGUUUGGAAUGAAACCAAAAUGGAUGUCUUGGAACGGUUUGUGUUCUGAGCAGUCGUAUUGCCCACCCUGGAGCUCCUGUGGAAUUUGGAAGCUUGUGCCGCUUUUGAAAAUACUGAUUUUGUUCAUUCCCAGUUAGUGGCACUUUCCACAAUAUUUAUAUUACACAAGAGUCUGUGGUCAUUUUAGGUGGAAAAGAAAAAUGGUACAAAUGUUUCAUCCUGUUCCAUGAAAAAACGGAGGCUCUGACAAUUCAAAACAUACAAAGAGAAGUCUCUGAGGUUACAGACAGCUUCCUUCUUUUCUUUCCUCCUCCUCCUUUAUAAAUUUAUUUAUACCCUGCCUUUUUACCUGACGGGACACAAGGCAGCUUACAGAUGAAAACAAGAACCACUAAAAUCAUAGAAAAGGCAAUUGUUAAAAUACAGUAGUACCUCGGGUUACAGAUGCUUCAGGUUACAGACUCCACUAACCCAGAAAUAGUACCUCGGGUUAAGAACUUUGCUUCAGGAUGAGAACAGAAAUCGCGCGGUGGUGGCAGCGGGAGGCCCCAUUAGCUAAAGUGGUGCUUCAGCUUAAGGACAGUUUCAGGUUAAGAACGGACCUCCAGAACGAAUUAAGUUCUUAACCUGAGGUAUCACUGUACAAUUAAACACUGAUAGAAUUAAAGCUAUACAGUGGUACCCCUGGAUACGAACGGGAUCCGUUCCGGAGCCCUGUUCGCAUACUGAAGUGAACGCAACCCACGUCUGUGCGGGUCGCAAUUUGCCGCUUCCGCGCAUGGCGUCAUUUUGAGCGCAAGCGGCGAAACCCAGACGUGAUGUGCUCCUUUACUUCUGGGUCGCCGCGGAGCGCAACCCGAAAAGGCUUAACCUGAAGCGACUUCAACCCGAGGUAUGACUGUAUAAUCUAAAAAAUCUGUUUAUUUUUUUUUAAAUGAUAUUUAUUGAAAAAAGAGUUUUUUUUAAAAAAAUUACACAAAAGAAAAAACAAGACAGAAUAAUAAUAAUAAUAAUAAUAAUAAUAAUAAUAAAACCAUCAUUCUCCAAUUCUCCACUUUCAAUACCUUCUUUCCUUGACCUCCUCCUCCCUUUUCCUGUAUCCUGUUUUAUAAUAAUCACAGCAAAUCCUUUCCAUAAUUCAUAGUAUUCUGUCAUCAAUUACCUUGAUCUAUUUUCAUCUUAUCUUAUAGAAAACCUUAAAGUUUAAAACUUAAAUCUUAAUUUUUACCAACUUCUCCUAAACCAUAACAUUCUUACCUAGUUCUUUAGACAUUUUUAUAAGAGCCAAAUAGUUUCAUUUCAACAUUUUCCUAACAUUCAUCAAUUUUAUAAAACAGUCCUAAUGAUAAAAAUAAAAGAAAAAAGCAAUCCAGUCUUCAUCCAACGUCCCUUCCUCCUGGUCCCGGGUUUUGUCAGUCCUUUUUAUCCUAUUAAUCUAGCACAUUAACCUGGCAAUCUUAUAUCCGAGGCCCUUAAGUCUCUUCCGUGUCCCUUCCGUAACUCUUCUUUAUAUUUCCCUUUUAUUCGUGGGAACUCCAGCUUGGUAGUGUUUUUGACCCUUUUCAGCAAGACGAUCCCUUUUCCAUAGUCCAGGAUAGGCUCGAUGUAGUAUUUACAAGCAUGCUCCAGAUUCUCAAAAUUGAGAGCCCCCACAGCUCCAAACAUCUGACGGCCCCUUUCCAGACUUGAAAAGUCCAAAUCUCCCUGUAAAGGGGGGUCUAUCCAACCCCCCAUUUCCAAACCAAACCAGAUUUUAUCUUUCCAAGUCUGAUUUUUUCCAAGUUCAUUUAUCAAAUCCAAGAGUUUAUAUUCCUGCUGGGCCGCAGCUCCCUCCGUCUCUGGCGCCCAAGAUUCAGCAAGGUCCUCUUCUUUCAGUUGUUCUGUCAUGGCACGCUCCUGUUUUGAUUCCUGGGUGGGCUCCAUAUAGUUUCCCACUACCUGUUCAAAGGUUCUGGCCGCAUUAGUCAUGAAAUCCGUCUUCUGACUUAACUGAUCCAAUAGGGCAUUUAUUUUACAGAAAGCACCCAACAGUGCUUCUGAAGACAUUGUCCUACAAGGUCACAAAUCCUUUCCCACAGUUGUAAUCAGUGACAGCUGCAAGUUCCCAGGAAUUAGUUACAAUUUCACAGUUCCCCUCUAGGGGGAAAAACUUCUGGUUGUUCUUUUUCUUGAAAACAAUAGCAACAAAGUUUCUUUUUUAAGAUAUUUUGUCCAUAUUUGUUGUUUUAAAAGACGAAAGGAAACAAUUGAGUCACAAUGUUUCUCUUCUUUUAACUAUCUGUCAAAGACAUUUGUUUCUGGUCAAUGAGCUUCAAACGUCAAUUCUGACACCCCGCUCCAGGGUCAGGACGGUGGAAAAUUACUUUGCUUUAGAUUCACUUCUGCAGGUUUAAACAGCUCAAAAAAAGGUCCCCCUUCUUCCCCUGCUACCGAAGGGGGGUUCAGCGAUUUUAAAUGAUGAAAGUUGAUCCUUUAAAAGUGAUUUUUAAGGCUCUAGUUUGCGUUGUCUUUGCUUUGUUCUGACUACGAGGAAACGGAAGGGUGACUUCCUGUUUAAACCUUCCCGUUUCAGUACCAAAUUAGGGUUAAUUUUUAAGUCCAAAUUCCUUUUAUUUCGCCAGUUCUUAUUUGAAGUCCAAAUAUUCAAUGUUCCAGUACUCACGGUUGGUUGUUUUAAAUGCCAAAUUGUCCCAGGAAAAAGGCAGCGCUCUCCGGCAACGGCUAUGCGGCUUCGCUCCGCAGAAAAAGCAAUUGACUCAUAGCACUGCGCCACUUCCCCCUCUUCACUUCGGAGCCCGUUUGUGGGUUCCUUUGCGAGUUGGGGGGGCGCUAAAGGUGCCUGCCGAGUCCCAUGGUCACAGGCUUCAUCCGCCUGUGAUUUCCAGAAGGGUCUCCGCUACGCCGCAGUGGAAAAGACCCGUUUCAUGCGGAGCUAGUCCCUCCAAUUCAGAGGGAGCCCGCCAUUGCCGGUGGCGCCACCCCGGAAGUCCUAAUCUAAAAAAUCUGUUUAAAACAUACCAAUGAUUGCAAUGAAAACAGCAUGAUACAAGCAGUAAAUUCCCAAAAGCCUGUUGGAAGAAUAAAGUCUUCACCUGCCAGCAGGACAGCAAGGAAGGAACCUGACUAGCGUCUCUAGGGAGGGAGAUCCAAAGUCUGGGAACCACCACUGAGAAGGCCCUCUCCUGCAUCCCCACCAAGCCUGCCUGUGAAAGUAGGGUGCUUCCUCCCUCCCUCUCUUUCUCUCUUCCUUCAGUUUAUAUGCCACCCUUCCCUCCCAAAGGAGCUCAGGGCAGCAAGCACAUCAGUAAUAAAAACAUUUGAAAACACAUUUUAAAAAUAGUUGAAAACAUUAUUGCAGCCAGUGACGGUCAGGAACAGUGUUUUUCAGUCAUCAAACGCCUAGGCAAGCAGGGUUGUUCUCAAGUUCCUCCUGAAAGUUAAUAAUGAUGGAUCCAGGUGCGAUUCACCUGGGAGGGAUUGUAGGGGCCGAAGUAGUUGAUAUUAAGGAAGGCGCUCUUUUAGUUAUUGACAAAGCUUCAAUUCUAACCCCAAAGAGUGACCCAAAAAUUCAGAAAAAUUGUGUUAAGUUCCAAAUUAAGGAAUUGGAUAAGAACACUGAAAGAUCGAGAAAUAUUUUGCCUGUGGAAAGAAAAAUUGAUAAGAGGAUUGAAAAGAUGGGCAAAAAGGUGGAGGAAAGGAUGUUGUUGUUUUUGCCUGCCGACUGUGCUGUUUUUAUCCUUAUGGGUGUCUCUUUUCGAAAGGCAGGUUAUAAAUUCCGUAUAGAAAACAAGUAAAUAUGUAACUUGGAACACAAACUUUGAUGACCUGGCAAGUUAAAUGGGUCCUUGUGAAAAAGCCCCUAGUAAAAAAGCAAAGGGAAUGUUAAAAUGAAGUUGAUGAGUUGGAAAACGUUUUGAGGAGAAACAACUUGAUCUUGUGGAGUGUUUCUGAUGAAACAGAGGCCAAACAGCUGGUACUCUCCAGUAAAUUAUGUGUUCGUAUUCUGCACAUUUACUGAGGGACAAGAUAGCAUGGAAGUUUUAUAUCGGGUAUCAGAAUACUGUUGACAGACCACGACAGUCAUUAAUAAAACUUUCAAGAUAACGAUAUAAAACCAUUAAGUAGUUAAAAUCGGAGGUGGUGAUUAACAAAGGUCAUGUUUAAGUCUUCCUUCCUCAGGGAUGCUGCAAGAAGAAACAUGUUGAAAUGUGUGGUUGUGCGACAGGAUAGGCAUCAAUAAUUGGUGCGUUUCUCCCUCUAAAUGAAUUGCUUCUUCAUGCCCCAUUAGGAUACGCAGUGUAUGUUUGUUUUUGAGAAGAAGGUCAGUUAUUUAUUGUCCGCUUUAAGAAAUUUGGAAAUAACAUUGGGGGGCAGUUUAUUUAUUUAUUAAAAAAAAAAACCCUUUGUUGCUAUAAAAACACAAUCAUCUUGUGAAGCUUAGGUGGGCAUCCUAUCUUGUUGAGCAGUGCAAAGAGCCCUUUUCGGCUGAUGAGGUCAAAGGCCCUUGUCAGGUCUAGGAAGGUGAUAUAGAAAGGCGCCUCUCCUCUCGGCAAUACUCCUGCAGCUGGAACAGUGAGAAAAUCACAUUGGCUGCUGACCUCUGAGUUCUAAAGCUGUAUUGUGACAUGGGAUAGACUCUUGUCAGUGAAUGACUGUAAUCUGUUGAGAACCACACGGGCGAAGGUUUUCCCCACAAUACUCCACAGGGAGAUCAAAAUAUAUCAAUGCAGUUUACAGUAAUGCCUAUAUACAGUGCUUUUUUUCUUUAAACAAAUGUUUAGGGGUACUCUCGUUUUGACUCAAGAAAAUCACCAAUUUAUAGUUCAAAUCGGGGGAAAUAAAUACAGUAAAUGGACAAAAGUACAAAGAUUCACAAAAUGUUUAGGGGUAUGCGUACCCCUGCAUCUCCUCAGAAAAAAGCACUGCCCAUAUAUAUAUAUAUAUAUAUAUUUAAAUUAAAACCUGAGAACAUCAGCUAACUGUUAUAAAAGGAUGUAUUAUUAAUUGCCCGCAUAAGCCUGGCAAAAUAGCCAACUUUUCUUCUCUCUCUCUCUAUAUAUAUUUAUUUAAUUUUCCAAACUUUGAAAUUUACAAACCAUCGUCAAACAACCAAAACAAAAAGAGAAUUCCAUAAAUUCCCAUGGACUUCCCUCCUCCCCUUUGUGGGUCCUUGUGUUAACUUUUUUCCUCCUGCAUCUUCUCUAUUAAUACAAUUCUAUUAAAUCUCCAUUACAACCUUAGUCCAACAUUAACGACAAGUAUCAUUCCGAUCCUACUACUAAUUUUAAUUAUUUACAAUGAUUUUUAAGAUAAAUUAUAUAUUUCCCCCAUUUCUUACUAAAAUGUUGGUCUUCCUGAUUCCUAGUUUUUCUGGUCAUUUUUGCCGUUUCAGCAUAGCCCAUCAAUUUAAUCUGCCAUUCUAAAAUAGCCAAGUUUCCAGCAGGCAUUUAUAGGUUGAAACAGAAGGCACCUGCUGAAUCCCUAUUGGCAAAGCAUUCCUCAGGACUGGGCCAAUGACACUAAAGGCUCUUUUUCAUGUUGAUGUCACGUGAGCCUCACCAACUCUGAGGCAACCUAGGUUUGCCCAUAACCCAGAUUUUAGAAUUAGGGGGAUGAGUGCAGCAAACCUUGCCUUCACACACUCCCUCCCUCCUUUCUCCUCCUCCAAAAUAGCCAUGGGAAAAUCAGAGCCUUCUGCUUCCAUUUCAGACAUUACAUCGGAACCCUAAACCAUGUUUUAUCUUAACCAUGGUUUGUUGACAUAAGUCACUUUCUUAAAUGCCAGGUUGUAUCUAACUAGGUUCUACUCAUGGUAGACCUACUGGAAUUAGUGGACCUACAUUAGCCAUCUCCACGAAUGUGAACUUCCUACAUGGCUGACUUUGGAUGCAUUUGCAGUUUCAACAAACCACGGUCAAGAUCAGCUUCGGCUUAUCAGGUUUGGGUGACACAGCAAGGUGUGGUUGGUCUACAGUGGAAGUGAUGCUUCCAAACUCCUCCCUGCAGCUUUGAUUGAUUGAUUGAUUGAUUGAUUGAAUUUAUAUACAGUGGUACCUCGGGUUAAGUACUUAAUUCAUUCCAGAGGUCCGUACUUAACCUGAAACUGUUCUUAACCUGAAGCACCACUUUAGCUAAUGGGGCCUCCUGCUGCUGCCGCGCCGCCGGAGCACAAUUUCUGUUCUCAUCCUGAAGCAAAGUACUUAACCUGAAGCACUCCUGGGUUAGCAGAGUCUGUAACCUGAAGCGCAUGUCACCUGAAGCGUAUGUAACCCGAGGUACCACUGUACCGCCCUAUACCCAGAGGUCUCAUACUUGGGGGAGGGGAACACGUGGACCCGAGAUUCUCCGUUUCUCAUUCUGAUAAUGCUGAACUGCUAUUUAGCAUCACAUCUGAAUCAACUCUGCAACUCCAGGUCAGUGGUGGGGGAAUUUGGGCCCAGGUGCUAAACGUGGCCUGCUGUCCCUCUGUAUUUGGCCCUGAGAAUCCUCCCCAGGCCAUGUUCCUUGCUGACCUUGCUUCUCACUCUGAGCAUUUUUGCCUGCCUGGAAUGUGUCCUUGAGCUCUGAUAAUGCCUCUCGCUUGUUUGGGUGGAGGAUAGAGAGGUAUGUGUGUGGAAGCUAAACUCCUGUGCAAAGAAAAAUUUUUACACUCCUUGCUGCUCCAGCUUUUUGUCUCUGGUAUGUUGUCCUCAAAAGGUUGCUUAGAAGGGAAUGGGACCACCCCUGCUGUAGACAAUUCUGCUUUAAAACCAGAUGUAACCGUGUAAAAGGUCUGAUGGAAUGAUUUUAAGCCAAAUUUUCAUAGCUCUGAAAUAGAGACAUCUUAAUAGACGGUCAGAUCCAGACAUGAUGCAGCAAGAUUGCAUUAGUUAAUUACGGAAAUGGAUGGACUAUGACAAAUGGUAUUUGGAAAACAUGAACCAUUCGGAGCUGGUUACAAUAUUCUGAUGCCAUUAUUGAGAGUCUGGGUUGUUAAGGGCAUGAUAGAUUUUACAUUACUUGUUCUGUAGGGUCGGCUGCAAUUUUGAAAGGGGGGAAAGAUGUACACUAUGUUCCAUGUUGUUUUCCUUGUUAUAGCACAGCCAUGCAACUGCAGGGUUAAUGUGCUUUUGCCUCACCUCUCAAUUGCUAAGAAACAUACUCAUGCAGUUGAUUCCAGUGUGUGGAUUUGAAAGUCUAGCUCAGGGGUAUGCAAACUAAGGCCCGGGCCCAGACGGUCCAGGAAUCAGCGUGUUUUUACAUGAGUAGAAUGUGUUCUUUUAUUUAAAAUGCAUCUCUGGGUUAUAUGUGGGGCAUAGGAAUUCGUUCAUGCCCCCCCCCAAAAAAUAUAGUCCGGCCCCCCACAAGGUCUGAGGGACAGUGGACCGGCCCCCUGCUGAAAAUGUUUGCUGACCCCUGGUCUAGCUUUUUAAAAGGUGUGUGUUCUCGACCCACUCAGAACGUGGCUCCCGUGUACCUGGCUUCCAGAGAAAAAGAGGGCAGGAGGAGGUGCCCCAGACAGACAGGCAUUUGCAAACCUCUUGGCAGUCAUCCAGUUUCUCUGUUCGGAAGAUGUGUUUGCACACGCUUCUGCUGCAGAGGGAUUUGGGUGACCAGGGGGACCAGGUGGUGGUGUUGCUCCCUCCAAACAGCUGGGCAACAUUCCACACCUUGAGGCUUAAGGCGAUGCCCUGUUAGAUGCCCUGUUAGCACAUCCGUUUCCUUCCAUGCCCGCUGAUCGUCAAGGUUGAUCAAAGCUUUUGUUCAGAAUGUGGAUUAUCAGUAACUAUUGUUCCACUAGAUGUACAUAGAUCAGAGGCGAGCCAGUGUAAGAGUGUUUACACACCUGCACACCCACCAGGGAGAAGAGCAACUUCUGGCUAUGCCUCCAGCAAGAUAAGAGAUCAGCCACAUUUGCUCUCACUUCAGCCAAAAUGGAGAGGCAUGGCAGAGGGGAAUGUUUGCUCCUAGCUGUUUGUGUGUUUGUGUACACAUACACAUACACACUACUUGUGUAUGUGAUUGCUUGCUUGAGUAUUAUGAGAGGCUUCUGGUAGUACUCAUGUUGACAGUAAUCAGGAAGAAGACCCAUGUCUUGGGGGGGGCAGACUUAUCUACUUACCAUGCAGAAGGUUCAGUCCCCAGUGAAAUCUCUAGGUAGGGCUAGUCCGUGUACUAUUAUAAUUAUUUCUUCUACUGUUAUUGGUAGUGUAUCAUCAUCAUUGUUCAAUUUAUUGCCCACCCUUCAUCAGCAGAUCUCUGGGCCGGUUAUAGCAACUUAAAACUCAGCCAUCACAACCAAUUAGAAUUCAAUUUUUAAAACAGAUAAAACCAGUGACGGUCACAGAAAUAGGGUAGGUCAUACUGAGAUUGAUGGACCAAUGUUCUGAGAUGUUACCAAGCAGCCUCCUCUGCUCCUAGGGUCAAAAAUGAAGGUACUGGGGUGGGGUUGGAGCCCUUUUAUAUAUAUUGGGGGCGAAUAGAUUGGCAGCUGAUCUGUUUGCUUUGUGAAGAUGUAAUUGAGCCGGAUAAAUGAAAGAAAGUCCUUCCUCACAUAGUGGAACUAUGGACCCCCACCACCACAGGAGGCGGUGAUGGCCUGAAGGGAAGAGGAAAUCGCAGCGUGCCUCCAGCAUGGCCAUCCACUUGGAUGGCUUUAGAAGAGGAGUGGACAAAUUCACGAAGAACAAGAUGGCUACUAGCCAUUAUGACUGUGCUUUGACUCCAUGGUCAGGGAGAGCAAUGCUUCUGAGUACCAUUUGCUGGAAACCAGAGGAGGAGAGAGGAAUCUUGUGUUCGAAUCCUGAUGGCAGGUUUCCAAAAUGCCUCUGGUUGGCCACUGCGAGAACACAAUGCUGGACCUUGUGCCUCUCCCAGCUGCCACCUGAGCUUCCCUUGGGGUGGCCUACCUUGUGUGAGAAGCCAUUUCUGGCCUGACCAUCUGAUGGUUCUCCCCUUCCUUUGCUAGGCAAAAGCUGCAUUGUGUCACGGGAGAGGGAAGAAUCUGAUGAAGAAGGGCCAAGAAGACCAGAGCAGCACCCGACCCGGGUCAGGCAGGUAAGUGGCCGUGAUAUGGGUUGAGGGGGUCAGCGUGGGGAGGUGCGUACGAGGCAUUUGCCCCAGGAGGGGCUGGUGCAAAGCUGCUGGAGGCAUGCUGUGAUUUCCUCUUCCCUUCAGGCCAGAGCUGUAAAGACCCCGGGAGCCGCCCAUGCCCCAAGCAGCGAAGAGCGAGAGACACCUCUCAGGAGUCGGAGGGCAGCCCAGAGGGCUCCUGUGAAAGAGGAGGAGGAAGAGGAGGAGGAGGACGACGAAGAGGACGACGACGAGGAAGACGAGGAGGAGGAAGAAGAAGCUGCCGCGUUGCCGGCCAAACAGACGCCAAAGGGGCAGGCUGAGCCCAGCACCCCAGCUCCCCUGGAGAAGGGCGCAUGCCAGCCUUCCCUGCCCAUUGCCCCACAGGCCCAGCCAAAAGAGGCCACGGCCCAAACCCCGGACGCCCCAGUUUGCGGAGCGGCCAUGCCACUUCUCCCACCCUCAAAGGGCCUCGCAGAGGCUGAACCCGCAGCCCCAGAGUGCAGGGAAGAGCAGCCAGCAACUGUGACGCAGGAGGGGCCCCGGGAGGAAAAGAGGGGUCCUGAGAUGCCAGGGCCUCCAGAAGAGGCAGAGCCCGUCGAGGCCGAAGCCCAGCUACCCGAAGCCUUAAAGGCGGAGGUGGCCAAAGAAGCAGGGCCUUGCCCAGAGGAAAGAGGGGCGACUGCCCCCCGCGAGGCACAAGGGGAGCAGGGGGUGGGCCUGCUGGGGUGGGGGGGCCCUGUGGUCCCUCUGCAGCCCCAGCAGGUGGUGGCAGAGGAGAUCCAGAGAGAUGAGGAUCAGGAGGAAGCAGCCGAGGCCCUGAAGACUCUGGAGGAAGAGACAGCAGCUGCCGCCGCCGCCCUGGUCCAGGACUCCCCUUCCCCUCCGCAGCUGACAGAAGCACAACACGCCCAGCAGGAUGACGGGGGCGAGGAGCCCCCUCCCCCUCUCUUGACCAAGGAGGCCCCCGGGCCCAGCCCUGCAGAAGACGAAGAGGCCCCCCCUCAGCUCUCUCAGCCAUCUCCCCCCGCUCAGGAAGUCCCAGCCGCCGCUGCCAGCCCCGGCCCCCCGGAGGAACGGCCCGGCCCCCCGCCAUCUCCCCUGCAGCGCCCGCGGGAAAGGCCCGCAGGCUCCAGCUCCUCCCGCUCUUCCUCCUCCGCGUCCAGCUCCUCCAGGUCCCGCUCUCGCGGCAGCUCGCAGCCUCGCUCCCGCGCCAGGAGGCCCCGCUCCGGCUCCUCUGAGUCGCCCGCCAGGAAGCGGCGGGCCUCGGGCUCCCCGUCCCGCUCUGGCUCCGAGCGGCACAGCAGCUCCUGCUCCAGGUCUCGCUCCAGGUCGCGGUCCCGGUCGCCUUCCAGCAGCGGCGGCAGCAGCAGAAAGGUGAGUGGCCGGUUUCUUCCUGAGUCACUUGAAGGCGGCGGCAAAAAAGCUGGGCUUCCCACACUGGAUUAUUGUGUCUGUUCAGGAUCACAGAUUCAGUCCUGGUUGGAUAGUCCCAUUGUGCAAUUUUUCCAGAGAGUCAGAGUGGUUUCUUGAACACCUGCCGCCCCCUCUUCCUCUGCCUAGUACUUUCCCCUUUUCCUGUAGGAUUUGCGUCUUACUUUAUUGCCACUUCAACCUGUUGAGGGCACCUUUCCCAGCAGGAAGGAUUUGAAUCCAGCUCUCCUCCACCUCAGCCCAGGCUUUUUAUCCAUGGGGGGGCACCAGGGUUUUCGUGUGUGGUUCCCCGCCCCCUUGUUGUUGUUGUUUUAAUUAGGGAAAUGAGAAUCAAUACAUUUGGCAGGUGUUUCAAAGCACCUUGCAAUCAGCCAGCCCCUUGGUCAUCAGUGGUGUGUAUAAGUGCCCUUUCUCUGUUAUGGCGGCUUCCCCUAGGCCAGUGACCCCAGGUGUUGUUGGACUACAACUCCCAUCCUACCCCCCAGCUCUGCCUUAUGGGAGUUGUAGUUCAACAACAUCUGGGCACCCCAAGUUGAAGAACGCUGCUCACUUACCAGGCUGCGAGCAGCGUUCCCAUACUUGAGAUUAUCCGCUGUCUGCUGCUGCUGCUGCUUAGCAGCCUUUGGGUUUCAAACAGUAGGUGAGGUUUCCAGAGCAGCAGGGCAAUGUUUUUCUCCCCUGGAAACGUGCUCAAUUCUGGUCCUUCCCUGACUUCUGGGCAACGAAUGUACUCCGACGGGGUGAAAAAGGCCCAUGGCUAGCAGCUCAGCAUUUGAUCUCUGUGUCUAGAUGCUGCCCCCUGCUUGAGUCACCAGAGCCUUGUUGGAAGCUGCUGUGAGACUGGGCAUUUCGAGAGUGUCUGGCUCAAAGCAAGAUGUUGCUUAAGAACAAACAGGCAUUCCUAGCUCAGGGCAAGCUCAACCAUGGGAGAUCAUGGGCGGAGCUUGGCCAACUAGAAGCUGCCAAGCUUCAGACGCCUACCACUUGCCUCUGGCCAAAUUUUUCUGUCCCUGGUGUAAGGCAGAGCUUGCCUUGAACAACUUAAAAAUAUGCAUUGUAAGUCUUGCAUGAAAACUGAAUUUGCACCGGGCGUUUGAAACCCAGGGGGGGUGUGGAAGAGGGGUUUCUUUUUCUUCAAAAAAGAAAAGCAACAAUCCUGUCUCAGUGCAUUAUUUGUUUUCUUGUCCAUAUUUAAGGAUUCAUAACUUUAGAUGCUAGGCUAUUUUGUCUACACAACCAUUCUCAAUAGCUGUUAGCUAUAAAGCAUAUUCAAGGGCGCUGAGAGCUAUGAGCCUCUUAUGAGCACUGCGGUAUUGAUAGUCCUUUUAUUCGGAGCAAUCUAAAACUUGCUUUAAAAAUCAUUUGUGCUAGUAAAAAAAUAAAUAAACCCACCUUGCUGGCAAGCAGCUUUAAAAAUCAAAUAAAAUACAUGUGCAAAUGGCAAACAUCUUAAGAGGUGUUCCCUCUUUAAUGGGAGAGCCAGGGCUUUUCUGAAAUUAUACCGGCUGUGACACAUUGGUGAAUCAUCAUCUAAAAGCAAAGAAAGCAUGUUCCCCCAAACUAUUAUUCUUUCUCAGGUUGCGGAUUUAAUCAGUUAAUUGACUGGCUCAGUUUACUUUCCUUUAAUCCAGUCACAAGCUUGCUUCGUGAUUGUGUCUUCCCCUGCUUGUGAGCAGUAGGGGAGAUGUGUCUGUGGAUUAUGUCUCAUUUCAAUGCAGCCUUCCUCAGGUGGGCAGGCUAGAGCCGGCCAUCUAAAAAAACCAAACAACCUGUUUUUCUGCUUUCAGUCCCGUAGCCCUGAAGCCUCAAGGGACGGUAGCAGCUACCCCCACACCAAAGAGACCUCCCCGACAGGGGAGAGCCCCCCACGCCACAGCCCCCAGACCCAGCAAGAUGGGUCAUCAAGCCCAAGGGAAAAGCGAAGAAACACCCUUCCCCUGCCUUCGGAGCCCCAGAGACACCCCAGCCAUGGCCAGGAGCAGGAACAGCAGGAAGAGGAGGAGGAGAUGGAGAUGACAGUUCCAGAGCGAGUACGGAAUGGGGGAGAGGAAGGGUUGCAGGGUGGGGUGUGCAUCGUUUUUGGAGGGGGAGGCACAUACAGGGCGGGGGAGGUCUUGAGAGCCUCACCGUGUGGCCUCUUCCUGCUAAACUAAGCCUUUCCCCACAGGGCAGCCCAGAGCCCCCCACUCCAAUGGAGGCCAGUGGCCUCGACAGCGGGGUCCCUGCCUCGGAGCCACACCGCCCGUCCGAACAGCGGCACAGCGAAAAGUAAGUAUCCGAGGCCGAGUGACCUGGGCAGUGGAGGGCGGAGGCUGAGCAGGCCCCACAUGCACCGCUGGGGAAUGGGGCGCGUAGAGAAGGGAGCCUCCAGGGGCGGCAGCAGGCCCAGGAGUUCAGGUUUGGCUUGAGGCCACGACGCAGCAAUGCCACACAACGCAAUAUGUGACACAGGGCUUUGUUUGGCCCACCUUUGAGCCCCAGAACACGUGGGUGGUCAGAGGCAUGCGCAGAGCGGGCUGUGGGAGGGCUCCUGGGGGAAGAGGUGAUUUCAUAGAAUCAUAGAGUUGGCCAUCUGGCUCAACCCCCUGCAAUGCAGGAAUUUCCAGACGAAUUUACUUGUUUUAGAAAUUCAGGACUGAUACACUACAUAUUUCUAGCUGAACUUGGUUAUUUCCCUGGCAGUACUUGUUAAGCUCAGCAUGAUCAGGGGGUCUCUGUCUAAACCAGCCCCUGUGCGCUCCUAAGGGACAUAUACCUGGCUCAGUGCUGUCAGAGGGGAGACUCUCAGCCCUGCACAAAAUGCCAUCAGGGAAUUAACCUGGGACCUUCUAAAGACCACUCAGUUCUUCUCUGCCCUUCCACAUGCACCUCACUUCUGCACAUACAAGGUUACUUGGUUUCUGGUAGAGGGAUUAUGCUGUUACAGGUUUUAUGAUGAUUCAAAAGUUUUGAUUUUGUUAAAGUGGUCUGUAUGGUCCAAGGCUGAGGGGUGGGCGGAAAGAGCUGGCAUGCCUUGUUAGUGUCAAGGUGUCAUGGCUUCUGGAUCUUGCUGGUGCAGAUCAAACAUGGUCAGGUGGAUGCUUCUGGUAUCAGCAGAGCUGCUCCUCAUCACCCUGGGCUGCUUGACCCCCAACUUCAGUUAGGCUAGGCCGGUAGUGCACACAUGUACAGUGUUUAAGCAGUUCCCAUUCUGUGCUAGGUGCUGUGCUCUAUCUAAAGGCUCUCCAACCCCCCAAAAGCAGCUGCAGCCUCUGCAGCAACAUGCUCCAACGAAUCUCACUUCUGCUUGGGACUGGACCCGUCCACUGGGCCAAACUGAUGGUGAUGGAGUUGCUUUUCAAGGGAUGGCGAGGAGGAGAAUCGCCUUUGACUGAUAUUGCACCAUUGGGGUGGUGCCAGUUAAUGUCUCACUGGAACAAACACAGGAAACGAAUUAACCUGGGGGGGGGGGGGGAGACAAUGCAACUGGUUUGUAGGGCUCAGGUGUUCCAAAAGCCAGUGCUGCCGCCCAGUUUUGUUACCUGAUAGUGGCCAGGAUGGGGAUCCGAGGAGUCCCCCUGAUGUUACUGGACUAGGUCACAGUAAGCAGAGCUGGCUGGAUAAGGUCAUUGGAUCAUUUCUUCACCACCCUGUUCUCACAGUGGCCAACCAGAUACCCCUAAGAAGCCCAGAAACCUCCCAUCAUUAUCCCUGAAUAGUGGCCAUUGCUGACAGUGCACAGUUCCCUGUUGUGCUGUAGUGGGCAGCUCAUGACCCACUGCUGUGCUGCAGACAGGGCAGUGGAAGCUGUUCCUGUGGAACUCGUGCCUGUUGACGCCGCUGUCAAAGGCACAGACUUUCCCAGGCAGUGAGGAGGUGGCCCAAGAUGCCAAGGACCAGACCUGGCUGGGCUGCAUCCUUGACAGCCAAGAAGUGUGGAAGGCUUCGCCCAUUCCCCAAAUGUUGCCAUUCCUCCCUUCGUCAAGAGAGCAGCCCACAUCCCAAAAAAGUCUCUGCAGACUGGUGGUGUUCCCCGCUUUCUUUUUGGGGGUGACACGGAAGUGGGGUGUUGUGCAGGGAUUGGGGGAAGAAGCUGCGAUGCCGAGGCCAAAGCGUGGGUCGGGCGUGUGUGUGUCAAGGGGUGCGCGCCUUGCUUUGCUGCUUGCGCUCCCCUGCAGCCUCCCAUCGCCUCUCCUCCGGCGCCCGCCCCCGCCCAUGCCCUUUCCUCCCCCGCUAUUUCUCCCCUCUCCAUCCCCUCCUCCUCCUCCUCCCCCCUCCUCCCCAAACCCUCCCGGGGGCUGCUGGGAAAGACGGCGGCGGCAAGAUGGCUCCGCCGCCUGUCCGCGGCCCCGGUGCGCUCCUGACGCUGCUUGCGCCGCUCCUGCCGCCGCCCCCGCCCGGCCCCGCGUCGCUGCGGCGCCUGCUGGACUAGAGGCGGAGCGGAGGAAGCGCCGGCCGGGCCAUGCUGCUCUCCGAGAGCAAGGGAGGGUGAGACGGGGCGCCCGGCCUGGCGCAGCGCGGCCGCUGCCUCCAUCCAUCCAUCCUUCCCAUCCACCCAUUCAUUCAUUCAUUCAUUCGCCCGUCCCCUCCUCUGGCCGGCCUUCGCCCGCCGCCCGCUCCCCGCAGUCCCGCCCGGGCUCCGCCGCCUGCUGCUGCGUCCUUCCCGGCCGGGGCGCCCCGCUCUCCCUUUCCCUUUCCUCGCCUCCUUCCCCCGCCCCGCGCGCCUUGCUCGCCCUGCGCCAUUCCCAUCUCGCUCGCCUCUCCUUCCCUCCCCGCUCCCAGAUCUGUCCCCAUCUCCCACCCGAGCCCUCUCCUCUCUCCCUUCGCCGGCCGCAUCCUGCUCCAAGCUCGCUGCCCCCACCCCACCCCGCGCGCAAAUCCCUUUUUCUCCCCUCCAUUCAUUCUCCCCCCAUUCAUUCACUCGCCUCCUGCCCCUCCCCCUCUUCCUUUCUCUGCCUCGCUGCUCCCUUCCCCCUCUCCUCCUCCUCCUCCUCCGGGCCCCUCUGCCAUCCAUUUUCUCUUCCAUUCCCUUCUUGGCUUCAGCCCCCCUCCUUCCUCCGUCCCUCUGCUUUGUCAUGCCCCCACCCUUUCCCCAAUUCUUCCCUUUAUUUGACAGGGUCACUCUCCUCCUCCAGCAAUCCCUUGCUUCUCCCCUUUCUGAAGGGCCCUCAUUUUGCUGCAUCUCUCUCUCUCCUCUCGUUUUCUCCUUUCCCUGGACUCUGCCUCUACUCCCUUCCAGCUGGUCUCAUCAACACCUCCCCACCACUCCCUUUGCUGUUUCUGCAAAUAAUUCUCCUGCCUGCCCUCCUCUUUCUUCCAUUUCUUUCCUCCUCCUGUUUGCCUUCCAACUGCACACUGGCUCUUUCCCUCCAUCCCCUUCAAAUUGCACGUGUCUUUCUUCCCCAGACUUCCUAUUUCCCAUCUCCUUUCCCUCUCUGUCUGUCCGUCACUCCCUGGUCCAUUCUCCCCCCUCCCCUUCCUCCCCACAGGCCUCAGUGGGGCAGGCGGUUCCCUGGUCUCUUAUUAAGGACAGGCCUCUGAGGACCCAUGGGGAUGUUGUGAUACUUUGGGGGAGGCUUUGCAUGAGAGCAAUUUGGGGGAGGGGGAGAUUUGGUUGUGGGAUUCUGUGGCCUGGAAGACGGAAGAAGCAGCCUUGGUGACAUUCUAGGGGUGAAGUGUGUCUAUAAGAGCUUUAGAAGGGAGGGCUCAUAAUUUUGGAAAGUGUUUGUUAUUUUAGGCAUCUGUGGUUGAUUUCUGAAAGGGAAGGGGCUGGGGCUCAGGGACUAUCUUCUGACCCCUAACACCAGAUGUGGGGGGGAGGGGUGGCUGUGCUUUGUGCAUUGGAUAUCAGGAAGGUACUCCUCAUGUGCUCAGGCAGAUUCACAGGUUCUGGGGCUGAGAUUAAGCCUGGGGGGGCAGUGGAGGGAGGUUCCUUGAAGGCCCAAAUGACCUCUAGGAAAGUUACUGAGUGGGGGAGAAGCUAGGCUGGUUGGAGCAUAUUUGUUCACAAAGGUGGUUUUUUGGGGGGGUGGCCAGGAUGGAAGAAAUGGGGGCUAAUGGUAGCUAGAGGGAAAGAGACCCCCAAGGAGAAGGUUCCACUUGAAUAUUGUGGGGGAAGGUUCCAUAGGGCUGUAACAUGCAGUAUUUUCCUGGGCCUCAGCCUUUUCCCCAAGGUGCUUUCUGUCUCUCGAGAAGAGAUGGCUGUGUUCUUUGUACCUGGAAGUCAUUUCCCCCCACCCUCAACCACACCAUAAGUGACUACUUCUCCCUCUCUCUGCACAGUGAGGAGAAGCAAGAGGUGCCCAUGGAGCCGUCCGAGCCCCGACCAGAGAGCGAGGCCCCUGAGCCUGGCCCUGACGAACCCCCCUCCGCGGAGCCCCCCGGACCCGACCCGGGCCCCGAAGACGAGGAGAAGAAAGAGGUAGUGUGUUGGGGCUCCGCUCGGCAGACGGGCAAGGGACCCCAGGGUGCAAUGGGGCAGGCAGUCCUGAGGUCCUGUGGAAAGAUGCCUAGGGGGGACUUUUGGGGGGAGACAUUCCUUAGAGAGGUCAGCUAUGUACCCAGCUACCACCACAGGGUUAGUGGGGCUCAGACUUCCUGCAAUAAGGGCUGGGUGUUUGUUCAGCUCUCAGUUCCACCCCAUAACCUUGGUGGGCAGGUGCUUCUAAUUUAAUCCCUUCCCCAAUCCAGAGCCUCCUCUCAUCCCUUGUGUCCUGAAGUGCCAGGGUGCUGGGAACUUCUGGGAACACUUGUUAGCUUUUGGGUUUAAAUUAUUAUUCUUUAAAUCAACCGAGAAGCACGUUUCUAGCUUGGAUGCUUAUGUAAUAAGAGUUGCAUGAAUGUCUCUUGAGGAAGGUGUCCAGCGCUUUGGGGGAAGGGAGAGAUGUCUCCAGCGCUCUGCAGAACUCCUUGACCUCCCUAUGCACAGCUAGGAAAACCAGAAUAAAUUGUGUAAAAGUGGUGUGGAAUAAAUUAUGCAAAACAAGAGGAAAUUAUGCAGAGAUGCCCAGUUUGCAUAAUUUAUAUGGGACUCAAUAGUUCCGCUUUCCUUGCUGCAGAAUUUGGGUUUUCCGGGGGCAAAGAGUUCUGAAUCCUGAGCAUGAUGCACCACACUUCACCCUGCCUUAAAUGUGGUGUAAAUGUUUAAUGGAAAAUGCCGUCUGCAUGGAUUUACUAGAUAGUGACACACACUCUUUCUCCCCAUAAACUGGGCCUCCUACUGUCAGCUAGCAGCCAAACUUGGAUUUUGGGAGGGUUAACUAUUGAUGUGUUUGCUGAAUGUCAUGUUAUCGAAAGGUUCGUUUUGCCCACGUUCCUCCCUGCCCUGCAUUUCCCAAAUUUGACUCUUCCCACCCCUGAGCCGGGGCAUGAACCUGGCUUCUUCCAUCUCCUCUGUUCCAAAGCGGGGUGGGGUGGGGUGGGGGGGCUCUCGGCUGGGGUGAGGCAGGGCUGUUUUGAGGACACACCCACGCACACGCACGUAACGCGAGCACACACAUGCGAGACUGCUUUCUGUGCUGCUGAGAAGAGGGGAGGGUGGGGACAGGCCUUGCUUCCCCCUCACCCUAAAGAGAGUUUCCCCCCACAACCCCGUUGACAUUCUCCUCUGGACUCGUUUGUUCUGAUCCCCGUUUUAAAGAGGCUCCAAUCCACCGGGAGUGCGAAAGAGAGAGUGAGAGAGAGAGAACCGGAGAGAGAGAGCACAGACGUACUUGAGCAGGCCGCACAGACAGGUACCCGAGGAGGUGGAUGAGAGAUUUGGAGGGGCCACAACAUACUAGGCCUCUCCUGGGACCGUUUCCGCCACCGCUCUCCACUUUGUGGAAAGCCCUCUGGCUCCGUAACCACAGAGCUUCUCGUCUGGGAGCCCCACAUGCGCUGUGGCUCUUCCUGAUUCCGUGGGCCUCUUCUCCUGUCCGUCAAAGAGAGUGCCAUCUGGUCCUUGGGACCCAUUCUGCCUUCGGCUGAUAAAUAGUCAAUCUCCAAAAUCUUAAAGAGCGCUGCUGUUGGAAUCCUGCCUGGUUGACACUCUCAGCAAAAAGGUUCCAGGAAUUUCAGGACUUUGCUGGGCACUCAGUCUGAUGUUGCCUGCCUGGUGCUGUUUGGUGUCUUUUGCCGCCCAUUGAAAAUGUCUACGCCUCCUUCCACCGCUCAAGGUGCUUCUGCUUCGUAUGAGGUUGCCUUUAAGGACUCUGUUUAUUCUGCGGUAGAAUUGUCUGCCUCUGUAAACCAGACGUUCUUUUGACGUCUUCACUGCCGACGAAAUGGUUAUCCUGAGUUUCAGGGGCCUCCACUUGAGAGGAGACAACUCGAGAGAGCUUCCUUCAUCACCUCGGGAGCAAAAGUCCGCUUUCAGAGACUCCCAGCAAGUUCUCCGUCACACUUGGCCAUCUGUGGGAAGGCCCCGACCCGAUGAUACUCAGCUCCUGAGAAGCUGCAGCAGUCCGGCAGCUCCUCUGUUGAAUCUGGGACUCAGCAUCUUGAGAGGCUUUCCCCGAAAUUUGAAGGUGGCCUCCCCUUCCAAUCCCGCUGGUGUGCAGAGCUAACCAGUUUCCACAGCUCUCGUUGCUCGGCACGGGUUUUUCCUCGCGCAAGACCGCGUUUUCUCCGCCAUGCCUCAAGGACUUCCACCUCCACAGAGUUCUCUGGAGUUGCCAAGAGUUGCCUAAGAGGACUUGGUUUACGUAGGGUUCUCUGGAGGUCUUCCCCAUCAAGGACUUGGCAUUUGCUGCCGUCGAGUCGCCCUGCUGCCUGCCACAUGGGCGCCUCUUCCGGAAAAGGACUGUCGAUGUCAGCCGUCCUCUUUCCGCACGUGGUCUGGACGGUGGCCCCGUCACGAAUUCCGUUCUCCGUUGCACAUGCUGACGCUUUCCGCCCGGUGCCGCAGAGCCCCUCGCCCGUCACGGGACUCUUGCUGCCAUGCACCGCCGGUGGUGCUCAGCUCUCCAUUGGCCCAGUCUCUGCCUGCCAAGAACUGAUGCCUUAACCCUCCCCCCCACCGCACCUUGCCAGUGGGGGAGGCGCUUCUGUCUCGCCCUCUCUCCUCUGGGACACUUGGCUCCGACCACCUACCAAUCAAGCGCUAGGUUCCUACCUACCACCAACCAACCACCACCUCUCUUGUCACCCAACCCAACCAAGCACGCACCUUUCAGGCCAGGGAGGGCUCGUUCCGAUUGGACCAGCCGUUGCCUAGAUACAGCGCACACACUGAGGUGCGAUUGGCUGAACAGAAGACCCUGCCCCAGGUGUGAGAGGGUACCUGGAGCACUUGUCCUAAUUUCGUUGAUUUUAUUGUUUGGUUUAAUUUUUUUGUUUAAUUAAUUUUUAAAGGAAAAAAAAAAGUAUCACUUGCACCUUUCCCCCGGGGUAGGCGGGUGGGUCAUGUUUCAGUUUAAAUGGAGGGCUCCCUCCCCUGCAUCUAUUUAUUUUUUUAACGAUAAGGGAGCAGGGGAUCUCUGGGAAACUGAGGCUAGUUCCUGCAUCAACCUGGUUUGGUCCAGCCCCCAUCCUUGCUCAGACUGUGGGGUACGCUAUCAACAGGGUGGUAUUGACUCCCAACCACCUGCUCCCUCCAUUUCCUUGGGAAUCUGCUGUUUGAGGAAUAAAGUGGACGUAGAAAGGGGAUGCUAGCAAGCUGGCAGUUUCUGCUCACCUGGGAUAAAGAGCUUGAGGGUCUUCUGGUGUCGCUGGACUACAACUCCCAUCAGCCCUGGCUAUUGGCCAUGGGAUGGCUGAGGCUGAUGGGAGCUCGAAUCUCUCGACAUCUGGAAGCUCCCAGGUUCCCCUAUCGCUGCCUCUGCACCAGCCUCUCGGGAACAGCAUUUAACGAUAUUCCUUAAUUGGCAUCAGCGCCUCCUUUAUCCCUGCUGAAGCCCAAUUAAUCAACAUGGGGCUAAAGCCACGUGGGAGCUUCCACAAAGGUUCCCUGCGGCUUGGUCCCAGGUCACCCCCAUGAGAUGUGAAGCUCUUCUCUCAUAGAGGGCACACGAAUGAUGCGGUUCCUUCCUGUGCCAGUGGCUGUGGUUAAGUGGGAGGGCCAGUCCUGGCCUUGCUGUCACCUGGGCGCUCGGCUGCUGAGCUGCAGGGAAGCCGAGGGAGGCAUUUGGUGGCUUCCAGACUCCCUUGCAUACAAUGCAGGCCUGAGAGGGGAGCAGAAUUGUGGGAGAGGAUGAGAAUCCUCCUCUUCCCAGCUCAGUGCUGUUGACCAGAGACAGGAAGGCCAUUUGCCCACCCCAACCCCUAGAAAGCCAAGCGGUGGAACUUUGGAAAGGCCUCUUCUUUAACAAAGAGAAUCUGUGUGAGAAACAAUGCAGAACCAUAAGAGUUGGAAGGGACCCCCAGGGGCCAUCUAGUCCAACCCCCUGCAAUACAGGAAUCCCAACUAAAGUGUUGAGACGUAGUUACAUGUUCUGGGCAGAUGGUCAGUCUCUGAAUAAUUGCCUGUUGCAUCUGAGAACCUAAAUACACAUUGCGUCCAACAACCUUGGUGUCACUGCUGUGCCUAAGCCAAAUGGACUCUCUGAGGACUCCAAGCAUUGUAGGUACUGUGGCGGCUAAAAUUCAUUGCCGACACCUGGAAUGUUCUUUGUCCUUUGCUCCAAAGCAGCAGCAGCAGUGGAAGCCUCUCUUAUCCUGGACUUAACUUGGGCUGCCCAGUUCGCCUUGCAGAAAUAAUGCCCAUUGAAGUUGAUCCUUUUUAGGAUCUGCUUGUGCAUAUAUUACCUGCAUUGCCCAUUAAUGUGGCACAACUGGCUUAAGAAAAGGAGAGAAGAGCCAUCCAUUUCUCUGCAAGGCGUUGAGCAGCUAAUCACAAGCCUGCCUUAAAUUCUCACUGUAGCCUAGAAAAGAGUUAACAGCCCUUUGGGUUGUAGUAUUCUGCGUGUGUGAAAAAUUGGCAAGGUCUCAGGUACAGUAGGCCUUUCACUGGGCAGGAUGGAAAGCUGAAGAGUUUUGUGUUAACUUGUGAGCUUGCACAUUUUCUCACCAGAAGGGGCAUGGUUUAAAAGCAAAAUAAUAAAGGUUGCCAAGCCUUGUUCAGUAACUAUCGUGUAUUGAUGCAAAAGCAGCUUCCCCUAUCUGAACCAUUCAAAAUUAAAGUAAUUAGAAUAAUAUCCCAUCCAGAUUUGUCCUAAGAGUUAGGGAUUCUUUGUACCUGUGUUCUAGUACAGUGGUACCUCGGUUUAAGAACAAUCCUGUUAACGAACGCUGCGGACAACGACCUCCGCAAAACCGGAAGUAGGUGUUCCGGUUAGCACACUUUGCCACGGAAGCCGAACACAGCGGUGGGAGGCCUCAUUAGGGAAAGUGUGCACCUCCGUUCAAGAAAGCUUUGGUGUAAGAAUGGAGCUCUGGAAUGGAUUAAGUACGUAACCCGAGGUACCACUGGAAUAGAAUCCUUAGCCCUUGGAUUAGAGUGUAUGUUGUCUCAAUGCUACAGUUAUUUAUUAUUAUCUACCUGUUUUUCAAUUAAAACUUACAUAAUGUCAGGGAAAAAUCAUAUAGAUAGCCAGAUAGCCAACCCCCUACGUUAAAACAACAAAAAAGCAGCAGUAAAAUAACGCCAGUCUUACAUUUCUAAGAUUUAAAAAUAGCAGACCAGACCAAAUUUAUAAAAGUCACGUUGCAUCUUCAGAACAAAGCGAGAAAGCUGAAGUUAUGGUGCUAUCACCAAGAAGUCCUGUCUCUCGUACCCACCCAUCGAGACUUAACUUACAUUAGCUGAGCUUCCGGCAUUGCAGGGGGUUGGACUGGAUGACCCUCAGGGUUCCCUCUGUGAUUCUAGGACAGAGAACGGGGCCUCCAGUGUCAAUUGUGAGAGUCUGAGUAGGCUCAUGUAGGAGCGUUGUGUUGGUCCUCUUAUGCUCGUGAGGACUCAAAACGUGUUGAGUCCAAAUAACACGUUUUGAGUCCAAAUAAACUUCUGAGAGGCAAAAGAGCUCCUGGUUCGUAAUCUGCAUCCCUUUGGCAGGGACAGGAUGUUUCCCACGGACAGGCUGCACUUGCCAUACAGCCACCAAGGGGGGCAGAGUGAGGUGUAGAGGUUCUGCCGUCUCAACUUUAUUCCUGAAUCAGCAGAGGACCCUUGCCCAGCUCCCCAACUCCUCAUCUGGGCCCCUGUUUCAUUACUUAUGCCCUCGUCUCUCCCCCCCCCCUCCCCCAGGUGUGGCGGCCACUUUCCAAACCCCUGACGCUGACCUGACUACCCCCUCUAUGCGGGGCUUUCUCUCUCUCUCUCUUUCUCUCUCCUUCCCCUUCCUCCCUUUUCUCUCUCUCUCUCUCUCUUUCCAUUCCCCCCUUCCCUUUUUCUCUGCAGGGUUCAACGCAGCCCAAGGCCUUCAAGAGGAAGAUAUCUGUUGUCUGUAAGUAAAGGAGCCCUGGUCCAGCGACCACACGGGGCAUCCGGACAUGUUGGAGAAGGGUGGGAGUUAUCCUGGGAUCUCCCCCUGCUGCCACUCCAAUGCAGUUCUGAGGGGAAGGGAAACCAGCAGCAAUGAGCAGCCUUUGCUGCCUUUUCUGGGGUCAGAGUGGAUGGGUUUAGCCAGAAAAUCUGGAGAGGCCUAAUUCAGGCACAGCAGGUCGGCCUUUACCCAGGUUCUUGGUCUUAGUGAGGUCAGAGGGAAUUUUCCCAUGCUGUUUAGGAAGAAACGUGUCGGCGUGUCUUUCUCCCCCCUGGCCUAUUUUUCUCCCACUUUCAAAAGAGAAAACCCAAGCUUCUAGCCCUCAUGGUAGAUGGCCACAAAUUGGGCUGAGUAUGAGCGGUUCUUGGGGAAGUCUGCCUCCCAUGGAACUCAAGAAAGCAGAUCUCUUUCUCUUUUUAGUGCGAUAUUAAGGAUCGGUUGGCUGGUCACUCUUAUUAAAGUAAAUUUUACAGGGCUUUAAACAUUUACAAAGCUCCUUAUCCUUCCCCUCCCCUGUCAUCACUGCGUGGCUUAGGCCGGACUUUGGAAUGAAGGGAGGGGAGCUGGCCAUAUCUUCCCUAACUCCGAGCAUGUGCAGAGUGCGUUCCUGCCCAAGCCGCCUGGAUUUACAGAAGCAUUUGAGACCACGCAUUAGCCCUUGUAGCUGUCUCGAGAGAUGAACCCCUUGAGAGAUGGACCUGAGGGCGGCAGGGAAGGGACGUACCCUCUCUGCCUCCGAGGUACCAUUUCACUGAAAAACAGGGCAGGCUGCGUCCCUGCGAGGGGAGGGGUCUUAGCGUUGGGUCUGCCCUCUUGAUUUCAGCGUCAUCGGUGGCAAAGGGCACAGCGGCAGCGACAAACAGUGACACAGAAGGAGGCCAGCCGGGAGGCCGGAAACGGCGCUGGGGGGCCAGUACAGCCGCCACGCAGAAGAAACCUUCCAUCAGCAUCACCACAGAGUCCCUCAAGGUACCCUGGGCUCACGGCGGUUCAUUUUAGGCUCGGCGCAGCUCCUUUAAUCCUGGCCUGACGCACCCCUCUCCCUUGGUUCCCCCCCCCCAACAGAGCCUGAUCCCUGAGAUCAAGCCCCCGACGGGAGGGCAGGAGGCAGUGGUGGACCUGCACGCCGACGACUCGCGCAUCUCCGAAGAUGAGGCCGAGCGGCACCCGGAGGAGCCCCCCCACGAGAAAGCCCUCAAGAUCUGCCGCACCGUCACGCAGGUUUGUCCAUCACCAGUGGGCUCUGGGUGGGCGUUUUGGCUCAGAAGCAGCUGCAGGAAUGUGGGCUGGAGCAUCUUCUGGGUGGAACUGCAAGGGAAACCUCUAGGGCCUCCCCCUCCAGGCCACCGUAGGCCAGGCAACCUUUGCAUUGUCUUGCCUGCUGAAGGUAGCAGCUGAGCUGCCUGCCUAAGUUAGCACAAGGGGUAGAACAAUGUCCCCUCGAAAAUGCAUACAGUGGUACCUCAGGUUACAGACGUUUCAGGUUUCAGACUCCGCUAACGCAGAAAUAGUCCCUUGGGUUAAGAACUUUGCUUCAGGAUGAGAACAGAAAUCGUGGAGCGGCAGCAGCAGGAGGCCCCGUUAGCUAAAGUGGUACCUCAGGUUAAGAACAGUUUCACGUUAAGAACAGACCUCCAGAAUGAAUUAAGUUCUUAACCCGAGGUACCACUGUAUUUAUUAAGACAACCGGGUUUUUCUUUCUUUCUUCCGUUUGUUCUUUUUUGUGCUUAACGUCAGUGCUUUUUUAAAUUAUGUAAUUCAUAUUUUUCAUAGUAUAAGCAAGUAAGCACUACCUGGGAAAAGCUAAACCAAAGAGAGGUAUACAGAGAUAACCAACAGAGUCUCUCUUUCGAUAGAUCCAUUUCCGUCAGUUGAGAACGAGCCGUGAGGUGUAGGCAGCCUUAGAGUCUCGUCCGAGGUGUUUCCAUAUGAGAUGAAGCUGAGCCAAGUCGCUCUCUAGGCCCAUUGCCCUCGCUAAGCCCGGCCGCAUGUUUUUCUGGCAACGCCGUUGGGCACAUUGCAGGCGCCGCUGCUGCUUCUGGUGGAAGCCCUCUCUUGUCUCUCGCUCCUGAAAAACACAACUUGUUUUUUCUCUCUCCCCCAGGUGGUGCCGGCUGAAGGCCAGGAGAACGGCCAAGGAGAGGAGGAGGAAGAGGAGGAGAAGGCGCACGAGGAAGAGCCGCCCGAGGCGCCUCCCGCCGUCGCCGUAGAGGCAGUCGUGCUGCCACCACCCGUGGAGCACGAAGUGAAGAAAGGUGCGGGGCGAGGGACAGGGGGAGGCUGCAGGGGUGGAAUGGCAAGCAGGGGCCAGAAAGUUGAGUUCCUGCUUCUUGAGCCCCAACUUCCCUUUGUCCCGCCCCUUAGUUACGCUGAGCGACACUCUGACGCGGCGCUCCAUCAGCCAGCAGCGCUCCGGCGUCUCCAUCACCAUCGACGACCCUGUCCGCACAGCCCAGGUCCCCUCUCCGCCCCGCGGCAAGGUCAGCAGCAUCGUCCACAUUUGCAACCUGGUGAGUACGUGGCAAGGGUGGGGAGGGGAGGGCGGCCCUCCAGCAGACACGGAUAAGAAGCCAGACCUGCCUUAACACCCCAGUGGCGUCCUUUUGCGCAGGUGAGACCCUUCACUCUCGGGCAGCUGAAGGAGCUGCUGGGCCGGACAGGCACCCUCGUGGAGGAAGCCUUCUGGAUCGACAAGAUCAAGUCCCACUGCUACGUCACGGUGAGUUUUCCGCCCUGUCUCCCCCAGCUCGGAGGAGGAAAUCCUUGUUUCGAACGCGAGUGCCCUGCAACGGAUUGGCGGAUGGCCCGGAAACGUUAGCGACAGAGCCAAGGGCCACAUUCCCUUCUGGGGAGCCUUCCAGGGGAAAGGUGGGCAGGGCAACCAAGGUCAUCUUUCUCCUUUAUACAGUGGGCUUAGGGACACGGGUGGCGCUGUGGGUUAAACCACAGAGCCUAGGACUUGCCGAUCAGAAGGUUGGCUGUUCGAAUCCCCGUGACGGGGUGAGCUCCUGUUGCUCGGUCCCUGCUCCUGCCAACCUAGCAGUUAAAAACACACCAGUGCAAGUAGAUAAAUAGGUACCGCUCUGGCGGGAAGGUAAACGGCGUUUCCGUGUGCUGCUCUGGUUCGCCAGAAGCGGCUUAGUUAUGCUGGCCAUGACCCGGAAGCUGUACGCCGGCUCCCUUGGCCAAUAAAGCGAGAUGAGUCGGCCACGACUGGACCUAAUGGUCAGGGGUCCCUUUACCUUACAGUGGGCUUGCCUCUCCACGCACUUGCAGGCCCCUCUCUUGUCUUCCAUCCAGGCAAGAAGGAGGCAUUUGCGACACAUUCCAGCCAGGCAGAGCACUCUUGGGGGGCGAAGCGAGGCCAGCCGUGGGGCGUGGCUUGGGAAGAGUUCUGAGGGCCAGGCAUAUUAUGGAGGGCCGCAUUUGGACCCCAGGCCUGCAUUUCCCCACUCCUGCUCCUAGAGGUUCUGCCCCCCGGACUGUUUUCAACCAAGUUUAGUUCCUUGUUAUUUUGUAUCUCUUUAAUUGUUAAUUUUUCUCACUGAUAACUUCAUCAAGCAAGCAAGUGGUGUAUCAGUUUUGUACACUGAAUAAAGCCAGGAUUAGAGCACCUUUUCCCAUCAGGGAAAUCCUGUUCACUCUUUUCUCCAGGAAAGGGUAGUAGCAGCCUUGAAGGUGAAAGACUUGCUUUUUGAAGAACUAAAACAUAAAUUUGAGAGAGAGCCAUAUGCAAGACUGGAGUGUAAUGCAAAAGCCACCUGCAAACCUCGUCGACUGAACAUUUUAUUGGACUUGUGCUCACUUAGUGACAAUCCCCUGCUCUAAAGCAUGAAAGGAAACCAAACUCGGACUUUAAAAAAAAUAAAAAAAAAUCUUCCUACCUUUUCACCUCCCUUUUUCUUUUCAGUAUUCAACAGUGGAAGAAGCAGUAGCAACUCGCAACGCCCUCCAUGGCGUCAAGUGGCCACAAUCAAACCCCAAAUUCUUAUCAGCAGACUUUGCAGAGCAAGAUGAGGUAUGAACUGUGAGAGAUAAGGCAGAAUAGAGGGUGGGAUUUGUUGCUCUCCGUCCCCUCGAUGUCUCAGGAGAGGCUGUAUGCAGUAAACUGGGAAGAUGGGGAGAAGGAGCCCCAUUUUUUAAAAAAAGUCUUUCAGUUUUACCUCCCCUUCUGAGAGGUACAGUGCUGGGCCGGGGCACUUGGGGCCUUCCAGACAAGAGCGUUGCUGGAUCAGGCCAGCAGCUUUCGAGUCAGCAACCUGGUCUUGCUUUGGCUGACCAGAUGCCCUCUGGGAAGCUCAGGAGCAGGACCUGAGCACGGCAGCGCCCUCCACCUCCUGUGGUUUCCAGCAACUGGUAUUCACAAGCCUUGCUACCUCCAACUGCAGGGGGCAGGACAGAGCCAUCACGGCAAGUAGCCACUGAUAGCCUUUUCCCCCGUGAAUGUGACCCAUUCUCUUUUGAAGCCCAUCCAAGUUGGUGCCCAUCACUGUCUCCUGGGGAUGCGAGCGCCACAGUUCAGUUCAGGAAGAAGUACUUUCUUCCGAACCCUUCAACUUCAUUGGAAGCCCAUGACUUCUAGUGUUAGGAGAGAAAGGGGGAAACUUUUCUCUAUCCUCUUUCUCUACGCCACACAUCAUUUUAUCAUCUUCUAUCCUAUUGCUUCGUCCUCACCUUUUCUUUAAACCCCAAACCCCUAAAUGCUGUGAACUUUCUUCAUCCCCUCGAUUGUUUUGCUUGCCCUUCUCCAAAUCUUUUCCAAUUUUGCAUUAUCCUUUUUGAAGCGGGGCGGACGGAUGUCUGGCUUCAUUGCCCAGUGGUCAGCACUGUUUGGACUUGUGAUCCAGCAGGGUCUGGAAAGGCGAAGGCUCCUAAAAGUAGAACGCAGGAGGAGUUUAGCAUCUUAAGAGGUCGGGGCUUCUCGUGGAGAGAAAACUGAACCAAAACAGAACUCCUAAAAAACCUGGUGGACAAUUCAGACUGGACGAAACAGAAAUGAAUGUCUUGCUUCAAGACAUUUUCCUGUGAAACUCAUUGAUGUUGAAGGUUGUGGUGGCGGCCAGUGGAGGUUUUAGAGGAUGAGGCCAAUGUAUGGAGGUUUAAGUCUGCCCAGGGAUAAUAGGCCUGUUGACGUGGAGUGGAAAUUGAGGGUAAAGGCCUGUAAUUUGCUAGGCGGACAUUGCCUGGCCUGGUGGGCGCAUUUCUCAGAGCAAGACUGCUCUGUAGGGGCAGUUUAUUUUUCUGUUUCCAUUGUAUCUUGCCCUUUGGCUCACAAGGAGCCUCCAUGGCCCAUCUGAAGAGCCUGGUUGCUGGAUCUGCCCAUAGGCCCAUAUAGUCCAUUGUCCUGUUCUCAAGGUGGCCAAGCAGCUGCCCCAAUAGGAACCUAAGUGCAACAGCCCUUCCGUUUACGUUCCCCAGUAUAAUGCCUCUGACAGUGGGAGAAUAUCCUCUGCUGCUGGCCUUACCCUCCACAAAUUUGUCUCCAUUCUCUCUGAAAGCCACCCAGAUCUGUGGCCAUCCCAUGGAUCAAAUUCCUGUGCACUGACUAAAUAAGUUUCUCUGGCCUGUCUCGAAUUUUCUGACACAAAAUGGCUAGGUGAAAUGCAAUGGAAUAAGUUGGGAAAUGCUUCUUGAAUGGCCGGAGGGCUGGGCGUUUUAAGGAAAGCCGCCAUGUGUGUCUGAUCUUCCUCCUCCUCCUCCCCAGCUGGAUUUCCACCGGGGCCUGCUGGCCGAGCGUCCCGCAGAAGCCAAGGCGGACGAGGCUCUCGCUCUCCCUGGGGUGGGCCUGGGCAUGCGGGGGGAGCGCGAGAUGUCGCGGCGCUCGGAGGCACGAGAGCGGGAGGCGGCAGUCCGGGAGCAGUGGGCCGAGAGGGAGAGAGAGAUGGAGCGCCGGGAGAGGACGAGGGCCGAGCGGGAGUGGGACCGGGACAAGGUGCGCGAGGGGCCCCGCUCUCGGUCCAGAUCCCGGGAGAGACGCCGCAAGGAGCGCCCCAAGUCUAAGGAGAAGAAAGCCGAGAAGAAGGGUGAGUUAUAUGGGCCCACAGGGUGGGUGGGUGUGUAAAAAUUCUUCCUUCCAGCUCCACGAUGCUGUGAUUCAGCCUUCCCUCUGGCAUUAUCAGGCUGACACAUGAGUGUGACCGUUAGUGCCGCGUGAAUUUUUGAAAUCUCCACCUCGCCUUUCGGCAGUCACCAUUUUGAGUGGCUGAAAGCAUCUGGUUGGGCCUGAGUUCUUUAGGAAGCCAAGGGAAGAAGGCCUGGGAAGCCUCCCUUAAGAGACUGCUCUGGCUUGCAAAGUAUUGGAUCAAUAACAACAACUGUAAGAAUAAAAGUGUGAGGCUGCAUUUGCCCCUCUGAGGUCUCUGCUUCUUCCUCUCUCUCUGCCAACAGAAAAGGCCCAGGAAGAGCCCCCUGCUAAACUGCUGGACGACCUUUUCCGCAAAACCAAGGCAGCCCCCUGCAUUUACUGGCUUCCUUUGACAGACACCCAGGUAAGAGACGCUGUCCUUCAGGAGCGCUCGGGAAAGACAGUAAUAUCAUUUGGGGCUGUCUGGGCUGGCAGGGAGAUGGGCUGGCUUCCCCUGUCGGGUUAUCCUUGUAUAUUAUUAAGGGUGAAUAAGCCAAGGAAUCCAGAACGUUGGUCAAAAUCUGCCCUCGCGCUCAGAUCCUUUGGGACGCUGGGUCAAAUGGACAGCGGGAGGGUGCAUACAUUUCCACCUUCUCUAUUUCCCUGAGGACUAGAAACUUAUUUCUAAAGGGGAAGAGAUGUUUAUUUCUGCAGGCCAAGCAGAUGUUUUAUGCAUCCUUUGUUUUUUUUGCCCAACUUCUGCUAGCUGUCGUAAAGAGCCAUUCGGCCUUUUCUGAAGGAAAGCUUGGCGAUAAACCACAUUAUUAAAUGGAUUCUGCCCGGGUACACGGGGGCUCUGCCCUCCUGGUCCGUGGGGCUAUUUUCAACCUACCUUUUCUCGCUCGUUGUCUUCCCCUUAGUACGUUCAGAAGCAGGCCGAGCGGGCGGCCAGGGCCCGGGAGCGAGAGCGCCGGCGCAAGGAGCAGGAGGCGGAGGAGGCCCGCCAGCGGGAGCGCAGCCGCCAAGCCGAGCGGGAGAAGAGGCGGGAGCACAGCCGGGAGCGCGAACGGGAGCGCCCCAACGCCACAGGAGGCGGGGCCAGCAGGGGGGGUGAGCGGAGUGGCCGGGACCGAGAGCGGCGCGAAGCAAAGGCCCGCCAUAGUCGGAGCCGGAGUCGCAGCACGCCUGUACAGGACAGGGGGGGGCGCCGCUGACCUAUUCCAACUUCUUUACUUUGACCUUCUGCGGGGAGGGAGGGGGAGCGGUGGCGGCACUUCCUUCCCCCACCCCCUACCCCAAAUCUAGCCCUGGUUUUUUGGGAGAGGACUGGGACAGCCAGGGAUUGGGCUCCCCCUUUUCCAGCAGCUCUUGCGAGGAGGGAGGGGCGUGCUCGGCGGAUGUCAUGGCUGCGGCAGGCAGGAGGGGCCUUCCUCCUCGGAAAGUGGGGCGGUUUUUAUCCCCAGCCCUCCCGCUCCCCUCUUCUCCCGGGGCCAGUUCCCUCCCCGUUCGUUUGUAUUUUAUUUUGGGGAAAUCCUUUUUUUUUUAUUCUGAUGAAUACAGGAAAAGAGAACAUAAUAAAGAGAUGGCGUUAGUUUUAUACCCGC
Messenger RNA from Podarcis lilfordi (Lilford's wall lizard), 36538 nucleotides. The record is from the annotation of a GenBank genome assembly. Lineage: Eukaryota; Metazoa; Chordata; Lepidosauria; Squamata; Lacertidae.